UUGUAUACUUCUAUAGAAAUAUGAGUCUUGUGCGCCUAAAGCUACUACGCAACAUCCAAAAAUGCUCCGUUGGACAGCACUGGGGCGAUUUUCUUAAGGCCACCACCGCUGUGAAUGUCAACUUCCCAGCACCGGCCGCCAUUAGAACGGCAACAACAUUUGCAAAAAAAGAAAAUCACCUGACACCACGCUCGCCUGCUGCUGCAUUUAAUUUACGCAAGUAUUCGUGUGGAUCAAUAGGAAAAACCAUGGAGGAGAAUUGUGUUGUGCCCGAUGUCAUUGCCAAGGCACCAAAAGCCACCGCAACUGUGGAAUAUCCGUGCGACAUUGUCGUAAAGCCCGGCAUGGUGCUAACGCCCACACAGGUGAAGGAUCAGCCCAGCGUGAAGUGGGAUGCCGACGCCAGCAAGCUGUACACCUUGUGCAUGACGGACCCGGACGCACCCAGUCGUAAGGAGCCCAAGUACCGUGAGUGGCACCACUGGCUGGUCGGCAACAUUCCCGGCGGCGACAUUGCCAAGGGCGAGGUGCUGUCCGCCUACAUUGGCUCGGGCCCCCCGCCAGACACUGGCUUGCAUCGCUACGUGUUCCUCAUCUACGAGCAAAAGUGCAAGCUCGACUUUGAAGAGAAGCGUUUGCCCAACACCAGCGGCGAUGACCGUGGUGGCUUCAAGAUUGCCAAAUUUGCCGAGAAAUACAACCUGGGCGACCCGGUGGCCGGCAAUCUGUACCAGGCCGAGUACGAUGAUUAUGUGCCCAUUCUGUACAAGCAACUGGGUGGCUAAACUCGC
Drosophila guanche is the source of this 791-nucleotide messenger RNA. Its product is annotated as phosphatidylethanolamine-binding protein homolog F40A3.3. Bases 21 to 785 code for a protein of 254 amino acids. The transcript has a single exon. NCBI's taxonomy places the organism in Eukaryota, Metazoa, Arthropoda, Insecta, Diptera, Drosophilidae. The record is from RefSeq and is a predicted model, not a curated record.